UUUGCUUUUCCUGCAAUGUCCCCAACCAUGGACAUUGGUGGGUUAGUCGACUGGAAAGUCAAGGAGGGUCAAGCUUAUCAAUCUGGCCAGGUCUUGUUAGAGGUUGAAACCGACAAAGCUCAAAUUGAUGUUGAGGCUCAGGAUGAUGGUAUAUUGGCCAAAAUUUUGGUUCCUGCUGGCACAAAGGAUAUUCCUGUUGGUAAAACUAUAGCUUGGAUAGCUGAACCUGAUGACGAUUUAUCAACUUUGAAAAUUCCCGAAUCUGAACCUGGACCUGAAUCUGCCUCUAAAGCUCUGACUAAGUCAAAUCAAAAAGCCUCAAGUUCCGCUGAUAAAUCCGAAAAAAUGGAUUCAAAAUCAACUUCAGAAACCCCAAAUCAAUCAAUUGAUUCCAACUCAAUUUCAACUUCCAAUACUGCAAAUUCAAAUCAAACUUUUUUCCCAUCAGUUUCAAAUUUAUUGUCCGAAAAUAACAUUUCUCGUGAUGAUGCCCUAGCAAAAAUUAAAGCAUCGGGCCCCAAUGGUAGGAUCUUGAAAGGUGAUGUUUUAGUUUAUUUAGGAAAAGCUUCAAAGGAUUCCUUAAAUAAACUUAAUGAAUAUAUUCACAAGCAUGAUCAUCUCGAUCUAUCAAACAUUGUUGCUACUCCAAUUAAAUUAACAUCCGCUGAUUCCAAAGAUUCUCAAUCGACUGCUCCAGCUCCAGUCAGUAAACCAAAGCCACAACCGAUCAUAUUAUCUCAAACUUAUAACUUAUCAACACUAAUUGAAUUACAAAAGCAAUCCAUUGGUAAAGUUAAACCCUUUACAAUCUCCGAAUAUAUCAAUGAAGCUUCCAAAAAAUCUGAAUCAUUAGCUUACCAAAAACAUGCAAUCAAUUCCGAUUAUUACGACGAACUAUUCGAAGACUUGGUAACACCUUCAAAUAUUGAAAGAUUUCAAAUAAAAAAUUUGAAAAUUAAUUACUCUGCCAUUUCAAAUUCAAAUUCAACCUCAAAACCCUCAAUUUUUGAUUUAUUAACUCAAAAUUCAAACUCUUCAAACUAUUCAGCUCAACCAACAGUUGAGGUAGAACUUUUACUAAAUGAUAAAGUUGGUGAUGCUAAAGAAAAAGCAAAUAUUUAUUUGCAAAAAUUGGGUGAAUUUUUACAACCCGAAUUAUGA
Ascoidea rubescens DSM 1968 is the source of this 1161-nucleotide messenger RNA. RefSeq names its product Pdx1p (gene PDX1). The annotation marks the transcript as partial. Gene Ontology annotation, biological process: pyruvate decarboxylation to acetyl-CoA. Gene Ontology annotation, cellular component: pyruvate dehydrogenase complex. The record is from RefSeq and is a predicted model, not a curated record. The transcript has 2 exons. Gene Ontology annotation, molecular function: dihydrolipoyllysine-residue acetyltransferase activity. NCBI's taxonomy places the organism in Eukaryota, Fungi, Ascomycota, Saccharomycetes, Ascoideales, Ascoideaceae.